AUGCCAUCUAGUACAGGUGAAGCUUUUGCAAUCCUAGAAGCGGUUUUGUAUGCUGAGUCCCACAACCUGAAUAAAGUUGCAAUUUUUUCCGAUUCUCGCAGCUGCUUACAGGCAAUUCUUUCCAAUCCAUUCAGGUCUAAAAAAAAACAUAAUACGAUUCUAAAAAUAAGAGAAGCUUUGUUUAGGUGUAGUAAAAAAGAUAUUCAUAUUGUACUUUUGUGGAUACCUAGUCAUUGUGGUAUAGCAGCAGGUAAUGAAACUGCUGACUCUUGUGCAAAAGGUGCUAUUUUCUGCGGAUCUUGUCAGCAACCUAACAUCUCGGCCCACGACCUAUCAGCUCUUGCGUACUCCCACCUUUUAAAAUCCUGGACUAUUGAUUGGCAAUCUUCUAAAGAAAAAACUGGCAGGCACUAUGCUAAUAUUCAGUAUUCAAUCCCUUCUUCGCCGUGGUUUUUUAAAUAUAAGUUUUUAAACAAAAAGGUCACGUCUAUAAUCUGCCGUCUUCGUAUAGGGCACGCUUGUACUCCCGUUCAUCUUGCCAAAAUUAAAAUUAAAGACAGUUCUCUCUGUGAGUGUGGUAUGGACGAGGGCUCGACAGACCAUAUAUUUUUUAACUGUUCUUUAAUUAAUGACUCGUUAUUUGACCAUCUUUCUCCAGAUUUCCCUCGUCCAUGUAACCUUAACUCCCUACUUUCCCUCCCAUCCAGCCCGAUCGUCACAAUUUUAGGGAAAUUUAUUUCUGUUAAUAAAUUAAAGUUAUAA
Molecule: messenger RNA, 762 nt
Organism: Pieris macdunnoughi
Lineage: Eukaryota; Metazoa; Arthropoda; Insecta; Lepidoptera; Pieridae
Source: the annotation of a GenBank genome assembly